AUGGACACCGGUGAAUGCCAGGCUGGGUGGCAGUAUGGCUUAGUGCAGGUGGAUAGUGGUUGUGGUGAUGGGGUCUCGGUCACCAUUAUCUGCAAUGGCAAGCGCAUCAUUGUGAGCUUCCAACCCUCUGAGUCCCUAGACGGCACCAUAGAGGGACCUCUGAUCACGCGCUACGAGGCGGCUUGUCAGGAUGAGGAUGAGGAUGAGGAAGAUGCUGCCCAGCAGGAAAUUGAUGACAUGAUUUAUACCGUGGGAAAGCCUAUCUUUGCUCGGCUCGCAUCGCCUAUUGCCAAGAAUCUGCUCUACCCGGAAACCAUUUUCAUGCGCUCCGCGACGAUCAAUGGGAAAGCAGGGAUUUUGGAGCAAGAACAUGGUUCUCACCCUGAGCAGAAUCAUCCUCCUCCUCCACUUCAAAUCAACAACGAUUUAGGGUUGCCCAAAUUCUCAUCGAAUGAUAUUCAAGUCUUGGAGAACUUCAUGGGUCAAGGUGAAAUUACUCGAGUGUUGGUAGAUGGACAGGAGAGGUGUUGCAAGAGUGGAGGGCCUUUCAACUGGGAAGCAGUAGCACGGGAAGCUGAUUGUCUCUGGAAAGUCGCACGCUCUGAACACGCCUUAUCUAUUCGAGUACCGAAAUUGACGGGUCUUGUUACAUCAGCUGAUAAUGGGCAAACUAUUGGGAUCCUGGAAGAGUAUAUACCGACCGAUCUGAAGGAUCUGUCUACGUUACGAGACGUAGACACUGCUAUAAUUGACCUUUCACGGAGGAAGAAGUGGUCAUCUCAGAUUCGAGAGAUGGUUCAUUUGAUGCAUGAGAUUGGUGUUGUGUGGGGUAAUGGGAAGCCGCGUAAUGUUCUUAUCCAUAAGGAUACAGACGAUGCUUGGCUCAUAGAUUUUGGAGGUGGCUGGACAGAUGGCUGGGUGGAUGAGGAUUUAAAGGAAACACGAGAGGGAGAUGAACAAAGCUGUUAA
Venustampulla echinocandica is the source of this 969-nucleotide messenger RNA. RefSeq lists its product as uncharacterized. The record is from RefSeq and is a predicted model, not a curated record. Lineage: Eukaryota; Fungi; Ascomycota; Leotiomycetes; Helotiales; Pleuroascaceae. Bases 1 to 969 code for a protein of 322 amino acids. Gene Ontology annotation, biological process: protein phosphorylation. Gene Ontology annotation, molecular function: protein kinase activity; ATP binding. The transcript has a single exon.